Messenger RNA from Bolinopsis microptera, 1452 nucleotides. RefSeq names its product putative polypeptide N-acetylgalactosaminyltransferase 10. Gene Ontology annotation, biological process: protein O-linked glycosylation. The record is from RefSeq and is a predicted model, not a curated record. Gene Ontology annotation, cellular component: Golgi apparatus. Bases 1 to 1452 code for a protein of 483 amino acids. NCBI's taxonomy places the organism in Eukaryota, Metazoa, Ctenophora, Tentaculata, Lobata, Bolinopsidae. The transcript has a single exon.
AUGUUCAAGAAACUUGAUAAGCCCUAUUUUGAUACAAGAGAGGGGUACAAUGAAAGUUAUGUAGACUCUCUACCUCUGCUCCGGAAUAUUCCAGACUACAGACCCCCUGGGUGCGAGAACAUCACUUACCCCACCAGUAACACCACUGUCUCCGUUGUCCUGAAUUAUCAUAACGAGGUCCUCUCUCUUCUGCUCCGCUCUAUCUACACCAUCCUAGCUGCUAUUCCUCCGCAUAACUUAUGUGAGCUGAUAUUGGUGGAUGAUGCCAGCAAUUUCACUUCUUAUCCGGACCUGGAGAGGGUGGAGCCCCUUGUUUCUCAAUUUACUGUCUCUGUCAGGUAUUUCAGGUUUGAGACUAACAAGGGACUGAUUUAUUCGAGGGUUUUUGCAGCUAAGAAGGCUAGAGGUGACACUUUACUUGUUCUGGAUAGUCAUGUUGAGAUGAAGAAAGGAUUUCUGGAGCCACUACUGCAAAUCUCUGAUAGAAAUUACCGUGCUAUAGCUGCUCCAGUGUUUGAUUUCUUCGAGACCUUCAGGAUGGUUCACGAUGAUUACGAUGGUCAUGGUCUUGGAUAUGACGCAUAUCUCAACUGGGUAUGGGUCAUCAAAUAUUUCACUGGAACAGUGCCUUGGCAGAUACCUGGUAUUUUGGGUGGAGCAUUUCUAAUGACUAAGCGGCGACUAGAGGAAAUAGAUUAUUUCGGAAAAGGACUGGUGGGGUGGGGAGGUGAGAAUAUAGAGCUGUCUCUUAAGAAUCUGAUGUGUGGCGGGGAGAUCUGGGGAGUUCCCUGCUCUAGAUGUCUUCACUUUGCUGCUUCUAGGAAUCCAGAGAUCCACGGAGAUCGUGUCCACGCAUCCAAGACUAGUAAUGUUGUAACCGUUGCUAAAUCUUAUCUAGAUGAUCAUCAGUUUGAGGAGUUUUUGAAGGGGAGACCUGGAUAUCCAUAUGCUGAUGAGCGGGCUGUUGCAGAGAAUAAGAAACUGUUACAAGACUUGAAAUGUGAUAGAGAUUGGGAGUGGAUCAGGGAACAUUUGAUGGAUCCUGUUAUAGAGAGCUUCUCCUCUAAAACCCACAUUGCUGUAGGGUUGAUGUUUGGUGAGCAAUGCAUCAAGGUUGAGGGUGAUGAUGUUUUUAAACUUCAUCCCUGCGACAGUUCUCAGCCGUUUGUUAACCAGCUCAGACUUACUAAGAGGUUUGAGCUCAGGUGGGGUAAGCAGAGGUGUUUUGACAUCGGCGGGACUCCUACCAGAUUAUCCUUAUGUCACCAUCUAGAGGGACAUCAGAAGUUCCAUUAUUCUAUCCUUACUGAACAAUUGUCCAACAAGGCUCAAGAUACUUGUCUUACGUUCAAACCUGAGGACGCAACAUUAGCUUUUAAAAAAUGCACUAGAAACAGUCCUAAUCAAAAACUUCGUUUUAAAACAGUCUUCCUCCCAGAUUUGAUACCAUAG